AUGUUUAUAUCUAACCAGGUUUCAACAGCAUUGUUGAGUAUUACGUCGUGGCUGGGGAUCCAGAUGGGAGUUUCAAGGUUGCCCCCGACAGUGGGGUUAUAUCUGUCGCAAAGUUGCUCGACAGCGAGCAUCAGGGACAAUACAACCUUGUUGUUAUGGCAACCGAUGUGGGACCAAUAUCGUCAAGGCAACGAACAUAUAGUGACGUCAUAAUUGAAGUUCUAGACGUCAAUGAUAAUACCCCACAGUUGAUAAUUCCUUCCCAGAUUUAUAUAGGAGAAGACACAGUUCCAGGAGAUUCUGUUUUCAAAGUUGGUGCUAUUGAUGCAGACAUAUCAGAUACUAACUUUGCAUUUUCGAUGACACCUGAUGACUCAGCAUUUUCCAUUGACCCAUACACAGGUCAAGUCAGUGUUGCCAAUGUUUUGAACAUAGAUAUAACAAGAAAAUAUAAUAUUUCUAUUCAAGUGCAGGAGAGGGACAUUUCCAACCCAUUCUCAUCGUCACAAAACUUUGAAAUAAUUCUCCUCGACGCCAACAACCAUGCUCCAUUGUUCACUACUCCCCCCGGUGGAUAUUCUGCGAGAAUAUCCGAAGAUCUCCCAGUGGGAAGUUUAGUGAUCAACAUCGAAGCAAGAGAUAUGGAUGAUGGUUUAAAUGGAAAAGUUAAAUAUAAGAUUGUGGGGUUUGAUAAACCUGAUCAACUCUUCACUGUGGAUGCAUAUACUGGUUCCAUUUACCUUGUUGGAAACUUGGAUUACGAACAAACUCCAAACCACUUGGUCACCAUUGAAGCUUGUGACCAGGGCAAUCCACCACUUUGUUCAAUGAUGAAUAUCACUGUUGAGUUGGACGAUGUAAAUGAUAUGCCACCUGUUGUGUUGCCUUCAUCAACCACUGUUGAAUUAAUGGAAGGAAUUACUAAUGUUAUUGUUGCCCAGUUGACGGCAUCAGAUGGCGACACAAGUGAAGGCGGAAAUGUUGACUUUCGUAAUAUAGUUGUGGUGGCCGUUGAUAAUGAUGAUGUUUCCACCACUAUAAGUGACUCUCCAUUCACUUUAUCCCAUGAUGGUGUUGUUAUGUUGGUUGGGUCAAUAAACAGGGAGGAAGUCCGACAUUAUUCACUUGUAGUUACUGCUGUAGACAGAGGCCAACCCACAUUAACUGGCACAGCGUCUAUCAUUGUAAAAGUGGGCGAUAAAAAUGAGUUCCCGCCCGUAUUUCAACCCGUUAGUUAUCGAGUGAAUAUCAGUGAAGAUGUUGAUGUUGGUACACCAGUGGUUACCGUGGCAACCGUGGAUAGAGAUGCGGGGGAUUAUGGUGUGGUCAGGUAUUCAAUAUCUAAUAUUGAGAACGUUCCUUUCGUUAUCAAUCCAAGCACGGGACUCAUAAGCACAAGGUCAAGAUUAGACCGAGAAACUCAGGGAAGUUAUAUCCUUCAAGUUGUGGCAAGUGACAGCCAAGUUGAAUCUAACAGAAGAACAUCCACCACUGAAGUGAUGAUAACAUUGGAUGAUGAAAAUGAUAAUCCACCAAUGUUUGAAGAUCUUGUUUAUGAAUUCUACACUCACACUUCAGUAUCACAAUGCGGGGUCGUGUUUGCAUCUGAUGCUGACAUAGGUUUCAAUGGGGAUGUCACUUACUCCAUUAUUCCAACUCUCGCCUUCCUUCCAUUCAAUAUCCACCAACAAACUGGGGUCAUAACAAGCACUUCAACUCUCACGUCACCCAUAUAUAACUUUACUAUUACAGCCAGCGACGGUGGCGUUCCAGCGUUAACUAGUUCUACAAACGUGCUGAUCAGAACAACCAAUGCAGCUAAACCUGUGUUCACACAAUCACCCACCACACCCGUGUCAAUACAUGAGAAUUCACCAAUGGAUGGGAACAUUAUUGCCGAGUUUCAAGCAACAACAGCUAGAGUUGGGGCUGGAAAUAUUGAAUAUUUUCUGCGUGGUGGCAACUUAUACAACUCAUUUUCACUGGACCGAAACACUGGUCAACUUGUGUUGAAUAACAAUCUGGAUUUUGAAAAAACCUCAUCAUUUCAUCUCAUUGUUGAAGCGCAAGACACAGGGUUGCCCCCAGUUUCAAGCUUGGCCAAUUUAACAAUAAAUGUUGUUGAUAGAAAUGACAAUCCACCAAUCUUCACCAAACAUCUUUACACUGGCCAUGUAUUGGAGAAUGGAGCAACAAACCAAGUCAUAACUGCAGUAUUGGCAUCAGAUCUAGAUACAGGAAGAGGUUGUAUGGUGAGGUAUUCAUUGAGGCGAGAUGAAGAUUCUGACAAGUUUCAAAUCGAUCCAAACGUUGGAACCAUUAGGAACCUGGUCUCAUUUGAUAGAGAGGAAAAGCAAUCAUAUUUUUUGACCGUUGUUGCGAAGGACGAAGGUUCUCCUGUGCUCUCUACCACCACUGGUGUUCAUAUUAUUAUUGAAGAUAUCAAUGAUGAAUCACCUUUCUUCACCAAGCUAAUCAGCGCAACUGUGAGGGAAGAUGCAGCCAUCGGGGAUUAUGUUAUUCAAGUGACAUCAACUGAUAAAGACAGUGAGCAAUUCUCAAUGAACCGAUACCGACUAAGAAACAACGAAAACCAAACCUUCUCCAUCAAUCCUUUGUCAGGGUGGGUGGUGGUGAACAAAUUACUGGAUGCUGAAACACAGCAAUUAUACCAGCUUGAAGUUGAAGUCUAUGACGAUGCAUGGUCUACACAUACAUCUAUUCAUAUUAAUGUGAUCAACAUAAACGACAAUCCACCAAGAUUCACAACAAGCAGCCAAGUGGUUGAUGUUCCAACACACACCACCAGUGGUACACAGUUGACGAUUGUCUCAGCAGUUGACGCAGAUGUUGGACCAAGACAAAAUAUCGUUUACAAGAUGGAAACUCCUAAUGACUUGUUACAUAUCGACCAAUUAUCGGGGGAAGUUUUCGCAAACCAAGAUUUAACCUGCAGUCUUACACCAGGAUACAAAGACUCGUGCCCCUACACGACCACCACCACUAUAUCAGCAUCAGACACAGGAUCACCUCCUCUAUCUUCAUCUAUGAUCUUAACCAUCCACAUCCGACCACCCAACCUCCAUCCUCCUGUAUUCCAAACUCCAACAUCAACUAUCGCUCUUCUGAGGACAUCACCCAUCGGAACUCAAGCUGCCACCAUCCAUGCUACAGAUGAUGAUCAUAACUCGAUACUUUCCUAUCAAAUAUCAGGACAGCAUUCAUCUUAUUUCACGAUCAAUGAAACCACCGGUUUAAUAACUACAACAAGGAACAUUGGUUUCAAUUCGAGAAGUAAACUGAAUAUAGUUGUCACGGCAACGGAUAAUGGCAUACCACCCAGAUUUAGUGAAAGGAAUUUACAAUUUGAAGUCUCAGAAACCAACUCAUACGGUCCGAAUUUUUCCCGCCAUCUCUUCACGGCAUCUUCAUUACCGGAAAACUCAAGAAUCGGACGAAAAGUUUUUGUGGCGCAAGCUCUUGACAAUGAUCUGGGAAUCAAUGGGGAGGUUUGGUACAGCUUCGAUAAUAUAGUUGAUUCUUCCAAACCAUUCUCUAUUGAUGCUAACAAUGGAUCGAUUGUGACAACACAAGCAUUGGAUUAUGAAGAAGUUCAAUCGUAUUCCCUCACCAUCAUAGCCACUGACCGCUCGGUGUCACCAAGGAGCACCCACGCCACGCUGAUUAUCCCGAUCACAGAUGUUGAUGACAACCCGCCGAAGUUUAAUUCAUCGUGUUAUAUCGGUUACAUCCCCGAGAAUUCCCCGCCAGAAACUGUGAUAAUGAGAUUAUCAGCAAUGGAUAUAGACACAGGAGAGAACGCCAUUAUACAAUACAGUGUUCACCCUCAACAGUUAAUACUUGUGCGGUCGCUUACUGGUGACAUAUAUACUUCACCUGGCACUGCAUUAGAUUAUGAAACACAAAACUCUUUUCAUUUAACUGUAACAGCGGAAAGCGAUUCCUUAACAAGCCCACCAAGUUCUUUGAUCAUUCAAGUUACUGGAAUCAAUGAGUUUAAACCACAAUUAGUUUCUUCAACUUUAAACCUGGUGUCUUCUGUCACUGGAAACCAAGGCAAAGUAAUAGGAAGAUUGGAAGCCACAGAUCCAGAUGGCGGACAAGAUGGAAAGAUUUCCUUUUACUUGGCAGGAUGGAGUGAAGGGUUGGGGUUUGUGGUCAAUUCAACAACAGGAGAUAUCUCUGUCAGCCAAGGUGCUAUGUUAACACUUGGUGAACAAAUAAGUUUAACAGUAUUUGUCAAAAAUCCGGGGUUGUCAAAUUCAAGUGACAUCUCACAAGCGUCAGUUGUAGUCACCGUUGUCACUGAUGAAUGCAUUAGAAGUCCUUGUAUGAACGGUGCUGUUUGUGAAGACAGGAUAAAUACUUUUGCAUGUGUGUGCGCACCAGGUUACAGCGGUUCUGUUUGUGAGACGGAGAUUGAUGAAUGUUCGUCCAACCCAUGUUUAAAUGGAGGUUCAUGCGCCGAUCAAGUCGCAUCGUUCACUUGCGUAUGUGCACCUGGUUAUACUGGCCAUACAUGCGACACUGAUAUUGAUUAUUGCCAAGAUGAACCUUGUUUCAAUGGAGGUUCUUGCAUAGAUGGCAUUUUAACCCACACAUGCGUUUGCCAAUUUGGUACAACUGGAAGAAAUUGUGAAGUCAACAGUUUAGGAUUUGAACCAUUAUCAUAUCUUGGCAUGCCAACACUUAACAGCCAAUCCAACACAAUUUUCUUGGAAUUUGCAACAGUGUCAUCUUCUGCCCUUAUCUUGUACAACCAUGGUGGAAACUCAAGUGCUUUGUUUGUUGCCAUGGAAUUAUUACGAGGAACAUUACGUGUGUCAUACAGCUUCAAUAAUAUUAGAAUAUACCGACACAGCGUCGGUACGAACCUUAACAAUGGAAUUUUCCAUUCCGUGAGAUUUACUCUCAGCCAAUCAGGCGCCUCGAUUAACGUGGAUAAUUGUUUGAUAACAAACGACAUUGCGGGUGAUUGUUCCAUCACAGUUGCCCACACACCACAUGAACCAUUGUUAGAUUUAUCGACACAACCAUUAUACAUCGGUGGGGUGCCUCAUGUUCAGGAUAUAUUGGACCAUCCUGGUCAGGUUUCAUCCAUGGAUUACGUCGGUUGCAUUCGCUCAAUGGUUAUCAACUCAAUGAGCAUUUAUUCUGUGUCCUCACAUUUUAUCGACCAAUCAAGCGGUGUCACUGAUGGCUGCGUGAGGUCUAACAGCACAUCUGGUGUUGGCUGUGUAGAAGAUACGUGCGGUGCAGGACAAUGUACCGAUGCGUGGUCCGAUGUAAUAUGUGAUUGUCCUGUAGGUACGGCGGGGAAAAACUGCAAGGAGAAACAGAUUGGAACUACAUUUUCUGGUUCAAAUUAUCUUUCGUUUGCUUUCCAACCUUCUUAUGUCCGUGAAAGCUUGCUAGCGACAUCCGGUGCUUUAUAUAGUGGAGGUAAUAGGAAGAAACGAAGCACGCAAGUAAUAGAAUCUUCUGUUGAAAUUACGUUUCGAACACGAAUGUCCGGGCUUCUACUAUUUAUUAACUCAACAUCAAACGACUUCAUCUCUUUAUAUGUAAACAAAUCAGACGUUUAUUUUCAUUACGAAACCAGCAGUGGGGUAGAAGUGCAAAAAGUUGAAGCUUCUGUGAGCGAUGGAGCUUGGCAUAGUGUUAGGUUGCAAGCCACCCAAGUUGCUGGAGCUGCCACCUUCAAUUUGAGCUUGGACGGGAUUUCUAAACUUUAUGAAUCUUUCAUGGGGAAAAUCACAGCCUUUACUGAUCCAAGUCUGGUUCAGAAUAUAUACGUUGGUGGCGCACCUGAGACUUUAUCAAAUACAUGGUCACCGUUAAAUGGUUGUAUUCUACAUUUCUUAUUAAACGAUCAACAACAACCACUAAGUUAUGACAUCACAAGUGGAUUGUUGGUUCUAGAACAAACUGUUGGUUCGAGUUCUACAAUGCCGGGUUGUCGUGGCAACGAUGUGUGUGCGUCAAACCCAUGCCCACACGAUCAAUAUUGCAACGAUAUUUGGGAAAAGUUUGAAUGCAUUCCUCUUGGUGGUUGUGCUUCUUCACCUUGUCUCAACCAAGCCUCUUGCAUUCCAUUCAACAAUGGUAGCUACGCAUGCUCGUGCUCAACUUAUUAUAUGGGCAACUUAUGUGAGACGUAUAUACCAUGUUUAAUGGUGGAUUGUAGCACAAAAGGAACAAACCAAGUUUGCGUUUCUAAUGGUUUACCUGGAGGUACAACAUGCGCCUGCAAAAGUGGUUACUUUGAUCUUAACGACUUCUGUGUCCCUGUAUCGGUUGCUACGGCUGGUAUUGGAUGGUGGGCGUACGUGGUCAUUGGGCUGGUUGGGUUGCUUGUGUUUGCACUCGCUAUAUGGUGUGUAAGACGCAGAUACUUCAAUUUGGAACAAAAGGGUGAAAACGGAAAUCUACAAAACAGGAAGAAACUGCAGACCAUUACACCCAAGUUAAAUGGUAACAAUACAAAUGGACGAAACAACUCCAGUUAUGAGUUUGACACGAUAACUCGAACGCAACUUCCAUCUUUACCUCGUCCCGAUAUUUUAUCUGAAGAUGUUCUUAUAGUAGAUGAGGAAGCCUUCAGUAAUUACGCCGAGUGUCAUAAUGAUGUUUGUGACGAUUCACCUACACCACAGAUUGCUGACCACAACGACAACAUCCCAAACACCGAGGAGGAAGCAAACAAACGUUCGUCCCCCCUCCCCACGUACUCCGUUGUGAUGAACAGCAGAGGACCACCCACACUUCCCCCAAUGUAUGAGAGCGAGCGUGAUUCGAACCUCGAACAAGCGUACAAGACCACACAAGGCCUCAACCACGCAUAUAACACCACACAAGGCCUCAAUAAUGCAUAUAAGACAACCACAAGUCCUCCUCUCAGCAUUAUCAGCUCUUCCUCAAUAGCUCGUCCAUCUCCCCCGUCUUCAAGAUCAUCAACAAGCCAACAUCGUAUCAGCGAUCGCAUGGGUGCUUCCCCACCACCGAGAAUGCCACUGUUAAAACACAAACCACCAGUCCAUGCAGACCAACCAACCAACACAUUAAAACAAACUCCAUCCAGAACCCGCCAUGUCUCGGGAUCAGCUGCGUCGUCAACAACAACAACAUCAUCAAUAUCACAAGACAACAUUCAACCAGCUUCUAUUGAAGAUAUGGUGCAGCAUUUAAACGGCCUGGUCGGCCUAACUAGAGAAGAGAUUGAACUUUUAAACGAAAACCCCGGGAACCCGCCAAGUUACCCCAGCUCCACCACCGGGAGCGUAAUGAGCAGUUACCCCCCAUCUGUCGAACCCCCGCGAUCUCGGAAACCAUCCGCGCUGCAAGGGGGGAUCGCUCGUCCCUCCUCGCUUCCUGGAAGAAGGAUCGACCGCAUCCAUCUCUCUGGGAGGAGCAGGACACCCAUGAUGAUGCCACCAUCUUAUGAAAUGAAGUACAAGAUCCCUCUUGAUCUCCAGCCAUCCCAGUUCCUCCAACCUCCGGACACAAGCUCCGACGAGGAGGAUUUUGAUUCCUUUAAGAUCAACUCCGGAUGUGAGACAGAGACUUCGAGAGUUGACCCGAACAUUAACUUGGAGAAGCUGAUAAGUUUAGGUCCGCAUAAAUACGAAGCACUCGCCGCAGUAUUUGCUGAUCUUUCGAUGCUGCCAAGGAUUGAUGAAACUGAAUCCCUGCCAAGUAAACACGUCGUGACGUCAUCGCCCUUCCAUAACAUGACGUCACCGACGUCAUCAGUUACUUCAUACCAAUCAAAACACCGGAUUUCGUUUUCUUCUGGAUCGAACGCUUCCGGGUCUAGAACGUCAUCAAGAACGGGACAUGGCCAACGGACAAGACAGGAACAUUACGUGUAAUAUGCUACGUAUAAUAUAGUACUGUGUGGUAAGCUGGGCAUGUUUUCGUUCUUUUUCGGGUCCUAUUUGAUAGUAAACAAUAGUUAAUGUAAAAUGAAUUAAAUAACCGUAUCCUUAACGGCUCUUAAGUCGAGACCAUUGUCAACCCCCCACCCCGGGAUCAGUAAACACGGGAUUUCGAUGCUAACGGUAUCCCAUCUUACCGCACAGUACUUUAACAUAAGUCUUCCGCAGUGCAAAGUGCAAUGCAGACUUCCUUUUGCUUGACUCUUCAUUAUGGUUCCGUCUGCCUCUUAUUAUUUCGACCAUACACAGCUUUGUUGCCCUUGCCUACAAUUGCAUUGUAAACUUUUCGUUAUUUUAUAUUUCGUCCUAUGUUAUUUUGUAUACCAAAGAUCUAAGUUCACGUAUA
Ciona intestinalis (vase tunicate) is the source of this 8304-nucleotide messenger RNA. The record is from RefSeq and is a predicted model, not a curated record. NCBI's taxonomy places the organism in Eukaryota, Metazoa, Chordata, Ascidiacea, Phlebobranchia, Cionidae.